AAGAUGAUGACAACUUUUACUCCAAGGAAGAGGAAACGACAUGCUCUGAAUGCUGAUAAUGGUGAUAGCCUAUUAACAGAUACUUCAUCAAGCAAAUUAAAUUUAAGCCUUUCUGAAAAUCUAUUUCCAUCACCUAGUAAAAAACAUACUUAUCAAAGCAGUGAUCAAAUGGAAGGAAAGUCUUGCUCCUACCAAGACCAUUUCACUUCAAGUCCUCUCAAAAUAAUGGAAAAUAAUAGGUUGUCAUUUUCAAACUACAGUUCACUAUUUAAAUCCACUGUGUCAACUGUAUCUUUCUACAAUAAAAAUAAGCAAUACCUCAAUCCACUGGAGAGGAAGUUGAUAAGAGAAUGUAGGUCUAUUUGUUUAGCAACUAAAAAUGAAGAUAAAUCUUUUCCUAGUGUGUCAGAAAAACAGAGAAAACCAGUCUAUACCAAGAAGAACAAAAAAACACAGAAGAGUUUAACUGCUAAAUAUCAGCCAAGUUAUAAGCACGUCAAGUCUUUAUCAAGAAACCCUAAAAAUUCCAAGCCAAAUCAAAUGAGCUAUAAGCCAGCUGUAAAUAAAGAGAAUAGUUGUUAUCCAGCAGAAAAUCAUCCAAACACUCCUCCUCGGGUUCUAAGCCAGAAAAUAAAACCACAAGUUACACUCCAGGGUGGAGCAGCAUUUUUUCUUAAGAAAAGAAAAACUCUUAAAAAAUCAUCCCUGGAAGAUGAGUCAUUACCAAUACACUUAGAUAAAACUGAAGCAGAGAUGACUGAAGAUGCUGUCCUGGAGGCAAAGCAAGUCCCAAAGUCCUUGUUUGUGGAAGAGAAAUUGAAUGUUGAGCUACUGGAUGCACAAAGUAAAAACGAAAAGCCGAAAAAGAAUUCCUCAGAUGCUGUAGUUUCUUCAAAAGAAUAUAAACUUGAUAAACAUAAUUUGCCUUCAGAGAAUUCACUUGAUGAGAACAAGACAAUUUCUCCUGAGUCAGUCAUCUAUCCCAUCUUCAGUGUUUCUUCAGUGAACACAAAAAGAUCUCCACCUGAAGAACAGUCUUCUAUGGGAUCCACUGCAUGCACUUAUGUCUUGAAACAGACAAUUGUGCAGAAAAAUAUGAAUUCCAGAGAUACAACUAAAGGAGGAAAAGCCCAGUUUGUCAUUGACGCAGGUCAGAAACAUUUUGGGACGACUAUAUGUAAGUCUUGUGGCAUGAUCUAUACUGCUUCCAACCCUGAAGACGAAGUGCAACAUCUCCAGCAUCACCACAGGUUUCUGGAGGGAAUUAAAUAUGUGGGCUGGAAGAGAGAACGGGUAGUAGCAGAGUUUUGGGAUGGAAAGAUUGUAUUGGUCCUGCCACAGGAUCCAAGUUAUGCCAUCAAAAAGGUAGAAGAUGUCCAAGAACUUGUGGAUCUGGAAUUGGGCUUCCAUCAGAUUGUUCCCAAGUGUCCAAACAAAACCAAAACUUUCCUCUUUAUUGAUGAAAAGAGAGUAGUGGGAUGUUUAAUAGCGGAGCCUAUCAAACAGGCCUUUCGUGUCCUUUCGGAACCAAGUGCCACUAAAGAAUGUUCUAGAGCUUGGCGGUGUUCAGAUGUACCAGAACCUGCAAUCUGUGGAAUAAGUAGAAUCUGGGUCUUCAGGUUGAAAAGACGAAAGCGCAUUGCAAGACGACUGGUAGACACUGUCAGGAACUGCUUCAUGUUCGGUUGUUUUCUCAACACUAAUGAAAUUGCAUUUUCUGACCCAACACCAGAUGGCAAAUUAUUUGCAACCAAGUACUGCAACACCCCUAAUUUCCUUGUAUAUAAUUUUCAUAGCUAAAGACCUUUGUAACCACAAACAGGUACUGUGUGGAGAAGUUCAGCUUGAAACUAAUUAAUAUCAGAAUGAAAAUUAUAAGACUUGUACAUGUUACCAGUUUUACUUAUAUGUUAGAGA
This is a messenger RNA of Phodopus roborovskii (desert hamster), 1917 nucleotides long. RefSeq names its product establishment of sister chromatid cohesion N-acetyltransferase 2 (gene Esco2). Gene Ontology annotation, cellular component: chromatin; nucleus. The record is from RefSeq and is a predicted model, not a curated record. Bases 4 to 1800 code for a protein of 598 amino acids. Gene Ontology annotation, biological process: mitotic sister chromatid cohesion. Gene Ontology annotation, molecular function: protein-lysine-acetyltransferase activity. The transcript is spliced from 10 exons. Lineage: Eukaryota; Metazoa; Chordata; Mammalia; Rodentia; Cricetidae.